Molecule: messenger RNA, 2508 nt
Organism: Mytilinidion resinicola
Lineage: Eukaryota; Fungi; Ascomycota; Dothideomycetes; Mytilinidiales; Mytilinidiaceae
Exons: 4
Coding region: 1-2508 (835 amino acids)
Biological process (GO): regulation of GTPase activity; signal transduction
Cellular component (GO): cytoplasm
Source: RefSeq, a predicted model, not a curated record
AUGUCCACACAGAGUCCUCGAGUCGCCCGGAGCUUCGAUAGAUACUGGCUUGACGACUGUCCGCUGCAUUUGCAACCCUCAGUAGUAUUCUCAGCGGCUCGACCGCCGCCGCGGCGAUCUGGCUACUUUCUUGGGAACACCUUUGCUCUUUACGGCCGGCCCCCUCCGUUGCUGAAUACACGCUCCCAGACUUUUGAUACUUGGGAACGGCCGCAAAGAACAAUCCGCAAGAUGCCGAAAUCAUCAUCCCUUUCCAUAACGACGUUGCCUGCCAGGACGAACAAACACAAAGAGGGGAAACUUGCCCAAGCGCUGAGCCCACGGAGUCCCCAAUCGCCUCCGCUAUCAGGGUCCAGGUAUGACGCCGACGCGCUCAACAGCGACGCGCUUCAUGAGCCGGAUCAAUCGACGCCGAUAGCUCCGUUCAGGCCGCCAGAUUCGCCAACUUCACCUCGACACCGCAAAGAGACCUCACGCACCUUCUUCGCCAACAUCAAAGCGUCGAAAUCAUCGCCUCGCAUCACGUCGUCGUCGUCGCCGCGCCUAGGAACUGCGGAUGGUUCUUUGCGACAAGUUACUGAUUCUAAAUCUUCAGCAAGCCAGGUCUACCCCUCGGGGCACACUCAGAGUUCGAGUCCGGAGCUCAGCAGUCGGUCGCAGGACAGCUCGAGUCAGCGGAACGGCGCAUCAUCCGCUGCGGACGGAUCAGACGACCGUAGCAAUAGCGGGUCCAUCAAGUCGACAAGCGUCCCGUACCUCAACGGCGAGAUGGCGUUCGGCAAGCGUAGCAACAAAAAGGACGGUAGCGCCGACAAGAACGGUGACGGCAACAAGAACAGUGACGUCAACAAGAACAGUAACGCCAACAAGAACAGCACCAACAAGAAUAGCAGUAGCAAGAACAAGUUCGGAGGCAUCUUGGGUCGUUCAAGGUCAAUCAAAGUGGAUGAGUCUAGCUCUCCACGCGAAGCACCACGCUCGAAACUCAAAGCUAACGUUCCUAGGCGCCUCGCUGAAACUAACACUACUGCAUAUGACGGUUCCGGAGACACCGGCAACGUGAGGACCGCGCCCUUGGAGGGCCAGAGAUCAUGGCGACAGAACAUCAACAUCGGCGGCAUGCGCACUCACUCUGAAGAUCGUCAUAAGGGAGGUCACUCAGAAGACGCUCGAGCUACAAACGCCGGGGAACAGCAUCUAUCCUCGUCCUACAACGAACCGCGAGGUGGCUCCUUCAUGACGGCCAUCAAAACAUCUUCAACCAAGGCUGCAGACGGAUUCGGCAAGGGUGCCCGGGCUGUGUUUGAUAAACUCCACCGGAGUGGUAGUAGCAACGAAAAGGAUGCUCCUACCACUGAGUACGAGAUCCAUGUGAUCAACCGACCAUUGAUCGAGCAGACCCUCAUGACACGCAUCUCCAAGCGUCUCGAGAACUCGAAGGACAAGACCGAGUUCUGGAUGCCUGCUCUGCCAUGGCGAUGCAUUGAUUACCUCAACAUGAAGGGCUGCGAGGAAGAGGGUUUGUACCGCGUUCCCGGCAGUGGCAGGGAAAUCAAGUACUGGGAGCAGCGAUUUGACAAAGAGCUCGAUAUCAACCUCUUCGAUGAGCCCGAGCUAUACGAUAUCAACAUCAUCGGCUCGAUGUUCAAGAACUGGCUCCGCAACAUCCCGGAUGAGAUAUUCCCCAAAGCCAUUCAGGCGAGAAUCCAGCAGGAAUGUCAGGGCGCCAAGAGCACACCCCAGAUGCUCAAGGACGAGCUUUCGAAACUUCCGCCGUACCACUACUACCUCCUGUUCGCGAUCACGUGCCAUAUAUCCCUGCUCCAUUCCUGUUCCGAGCAAAACAAGAUGGAUUACCGCAACCUCUGCAUCUGCUUCCAGCCAUGCAUGAAGAUCGAGGCUUUCUGCUUCCAGUUCCUGGUACUCGAUUGGCGCAACUGUUGGCAGGGAUGCUGGACGGAGAAAGAGUACUUAGCGGCGGAACUGAAGGCGCUCGAGAAGAUCGAGGCCCGGUCGCACCCUUCAUACUUGGACGUCGAGGCCCAGUCGCAGGCUUCCUCCUACGGUGUUCAGGCCCGCUCGCACCCUUCAUCUUUGGACGUCGAGGCUCAGUCGCAGGCUUCCUCGUACGGUGCCCAGUCUCAGGCUUCUUCCUACGGUGCCCAGUCCCAGGCACAGCCGCAGGCUUCCUCGUACGGUACCCAGCCCCAGGCCCAGUCCAGGGCUCAUGCUCCAUCCUUCGGUGCUCGCACUACUAGCUUGACUGGUUCUACGGCUGCGCCAAGCUUUGAGGAUCGCUCGGGGGCCAUGUCCUCUUCGGCUAGCAGCAAGCAAUCCAUGACGGGCAUGCCGGACAGACGUCGCGGCACUCCGGUGGCUGCAAAGCGAAGUUUCGACGACGACGGUUCUACCCCCACCCAGGCCGGCUACACCCGUCUCGCCGCUCCGCACCACGACAGGUUGGAGAUUCAGCCAACUUCUCCCUUCUCACUCGGCUUCCCUAAGUGA